GGAAGCGGACGUGCCGCGUGCGUCCGGCCGAGGCUGCGGCGCCCAUUGCAGCGCGGCCCGUCCCCGCUGUGCUGCCCGGCUAUGGCUGUCCGCGCCAGCUUCGAGAACAACAACGAGCUGGGCUGCUUCGCCAAGCUCACCAACGCCUACUGCUUGGUGGCCAUCGGCGGCUCCGAGAACUUCUACAGCGUCUUCGAGGGGGAGCUCUUCGGGACCAUCCCGGUGGUGCACGCCUCCAUCGCCGGCUGCCGCAUCAUCGGCAGGAUGUGUGUGGGAAACAGGCACGGACUGUUGGUGCCAAGCAGUACGACAGACCAAGAGCUUCAACAUAUCCGCAAUAGUCUUCCAGAUUCUGUGCGAAUUCAGCGAGUAGAAGAGCGGCUCUCAGCGCUGGGCAAUGUCACUACCUGCAAUGAUUAUGUAGCUCUUGUACAUCCAGAUCUUGACAGGGAGACAGAAGAGAUUUUGGCAGACGUACUGAAGGUUGAAGUUUUCAGACAAACAGUGGCAGAUCAGGUGCUAGUAGGAAGUUACUGUGUUUUUAGUAACCAAGGAGGAAUUGUGCACCCUAAAACCUCAGUUGAUGAUCAGGAUGAACUGUCUUCAUUGCUCCAGGUCCCACUUGUGGCUGGAACAGUGAACCGUGGCAGCGAGGUCAUUGCAGCAGGAAUGGUUGUAAAUGACUGGUGUGCCUUCUGCGGGCUGGACACAACCAGCACUGAGCUCUCUGUCAUCGAGAGUAUCUUCAGGCUGAAUGAAGCUCAGCCAAGUACCAUUGCUACCAACAUGAGAGAUUCCUUGAUUGACAGCUUGACAUGAGCAGUGUUGGUUCCUGCAAUCCAGAAAGCUCCUAAGGAGUGAAGUGUCCUUUGGAAAGCUGCACUUUGGAUUACAGACAUCUAGACCUUCUGGUAUUGUUUCUGCAGGCGUAGCCCAAGGAAGAGGCUACAAAACCAACUUUUUGUAGUGUUUUGUAAACUAAGUAUUAUUGCAAAAACUGAUAAAUAACGUACAUAAAUUACAAAUAAGGAAUGCUCUCUAUCCCUUUGCUGACACUUUCCAGUUCUUCAGCUGUGCUUUCUCGUUUUGUGAUGCUGACUGAGCCCCUCAGAUAAGCCCACAAUAUUUACUCCUGUAUAUAAUACUCUUGAGUAUUGAUCACUAGAGAUUAUUUUGCCUUAAAUAAUGCAUUGGUGUCUGCUGCACAGCAGUCUGUUUCAGCACAUACAUGUCACUGAUCUCUUUUCCUGCUCUUGCUAAAGAGCGAUGUUUCUCAUGUUGGUAGACUUAAGAGCCUCUUGUCUGUCCAAUACCAAAACCAUAGUAGUUUACUUGCAACAAAAUAAUUCAGAAGCCAUCACCUGCUCUCUUGCCCUGACUGGCAGCUGUUCCCACAGGGCCAAUGAUUUUGAGUGAUCAGCCCUGAUUAAACCUGGAGUUUCUCAAAGCUGGUCCAGGAGCUUCUAACAGCAAAAAUGUGUGACUGUCUGUGGAACAGACAUUUGGUCUGUUGCCUGCAGAUGCCUGGUGCCAUGUGUGCUGCUUCGGAGGCACCCGCAAGAGAGCACCCUGCAUGCUCUUGCCAGUGGGCUUUCAUCUGUUCUAUAGGAGUUAGCCACCUACCCUGGGAAACUCUUAGCAAAUCGAAAAAGAUGUAAACCACCUCAUCUUGAGUUAUUUUGGAGACAUGUUAAGUCACACGGUUCUAACCAGUUACUCCAUUCAGUCAGAUGUUAUAGAUUUGGGAGCUUGCCAGUUAGGAGCUCUGCCCUUGCCAGGGAGUGAUGGUGGUGAAAAGGACCUAUAGGUACUGCUUUCAGGUAGAAGAGAGUCAUUUCAUUCUAAACAGAGCUGUUGCUCGCUGAUCUCUUACUUCACUUGCUUUACUUCCGCUUGCCUGUUAACGGUGUCCUGAAGGCACAGAAAUGUCUCCAUUUCCCAUCUUAAGGGUAUGUGGAAGCUCCUCGCUUGCUUCCAAAGAGCUGCAUUGCUCAGCUGGGUUCUCUUGAGGAAUGCUGUCCUGAAGGCAGUGUGGGCAGAGCUCUUUUUUGGCCCUGGUGCUUCAGGCUUUGCAGAAAAUUAAGUAAACUUCCUUUUUUGUUUUACUGCCUGGAUGUUUACGGAAGGUUUUGUAAGUUUUGGUUGAUUAUGGGUUGCUCCUUAAUAAAGAUUGCCACAGAAUCUUCUCUGAUCAUAGCAGUCCUGCCGUCUGGGCUGUCUGCAAUGGUAACCGAGCCAGGGGCUGCCAUUUCCAGGCUGCUUGCCUUCCCUCUGCCAUUCCGGGAAGCCUGUAAGCAGCUCAUAGCUCCUUGCUGCUACAGCUAACAAUUCUUGGUGUUUGUGGUGCCUUUGAUAGGGUGGACUGCCUUUCUAGACAAUGACUCCAGGUCUCCUCCUCUUGGCAUAUCUCAGGAUUGAGAGUGAGAAGCUGUUUUCCUUUGGCUGCCUUGCAGGGCUCUGUUCUCUGUUCUUGUUCUAUAAAUGGCAAACGGUCUGACUUCUGCUAUUGGUGUUAGCAUGUCAUCAAGCGUGGAAUGGGUAAGGCUGAAGUUUUUCCCUGCAACUUCUGUAACUCGUUUUUCACUCCAGUUGAUGGGCAGGAAUCCUGGUUUGUGUUGGUGAUCUUGAUGUGUGUUAUGUGGUAAAUAGUGCUUAGAGGUAAACAAGAAAAAUAAUCCACACUCUGUGUAAUCCAGAUUUUUAAGUAAGAAAGAUACUGGUACAGUGUUGGGGUUGUGGUAUGACGAAGAGGGUUGGACACAGAGAGAAGAGGGCAUUGCUAACUGGUGCGUGACCUUUUACAAAAGUCGCAUUGAAGCUUGGGAACUGAAAGGUGGCAAAGAUGAUAGUCAUUCUAAACAGGGGUUUGUGGGAAUUUUGAACUAGUAAGAGGGACCUAUGUACAAGGAAAACAGAAACUGUAAUAAAGAAUUAGUAGAAACAUGGAUACAUGAUAUCAUGAGAGAGUAUAAACUUGGUGUUUUAAUGGUGUCAUGUCUUACAAGUCCACAGGGGUGUGGAGAAGGUCUGUUGUAACACUGUUUGUAUGUGUGAAAGGCAUUUGGCAGGUUUUUGUGCCAAAGGCUUUUAAGGACUGUGGGUUGAGUGAUCCCAUGGAAUGAGAGGGAAGCCCUUUACAUGCUUGAGGAUGGGGGAACAAGAGUAAAAGGUUAAAUUUUACAGGAGUUUCACAGGGAGCAAUGCUGGGAGCCACGACGUUCAGUGUUCUUGUGUUCUGUUUUGGAAAGGCGGUGGAUUCGUGCAGGGAAGUUUGUCUGUACUAACUUAUUCCGACUAGUAAGGAUGAGGACAGACUGAUGGGUCGAUAGAACGGUAAUUUCAGUCUGGCUGAAUGUGAAAUGAAGCAUUCAUUGACUGACCCUUUUGAUGGGCUUUUCUCAAAGGCAGCGAUCUGCAGUGGCGAUGCCAAAAGGAGGUGUUGAGGAACAGUCAGUAAAAUCAAGCUGUAUGUCCCCAGUGCUGGGUAUCACUCCUGCGGGUUCUGGGGAUUCUUAAAAAUGGAAUUGCUGACCUGUGUGGCCGUGGGUUACGCCCAUGGCUAUAGACCGCCUUUGCUGUUGGGCAGUGGGAGGUAACGUGUGAAUUCAGGUGUUACGAAGGGUUGCAGGAAUGAUGUGAGGAACUGUAGCUGAUUCCAGCUGUGCUGGACACGGAAGUCUGAUACUGUGAGAAAGGUUUGAGCCUUGUGAGGAACCUGGCAGGAUGGAGAAGAGUUGUCCUGAGGUUUUGAGGGAGGAAUGAACGUCUUGCAACUGCAGGUUCAGUGGAGAAGUCAUAGCGUGUGUAGCUUUGGCUGCCAUCGUGGGCUUUAAUGUCCAAAACCUUUUGUCAGGAUCCUGCACAGAGGUUUUUAAAAACCCGAGUCCUCGUGAAUGGGAGAUGGGAGAUCCCCCUGAGGUUUGAUGACUAAUUGUGAGUUAGGAACAACUAAUCCCUCCUACAGUGGAGGACCACCUCUGUUCUGACUGUAGCGAUUGUGUGUCCCAGCACAUUCCUAAUGUACCUGGAAAAAUGAGCAUGCUUUACUGGUGAUGAAAUCAUUCAAAGUAGUCAGAAACUGGAGGGGGGGAAAAAAGGCUGUUGAGUGCAGUGUGGUAGGCAGCUUGCCUGGGGGCUGCUGCGGCUCUGCUGGAGGUAAAGGUGCGCCAGGACUCCCCUGGCUGCAGGGUGGGAUGUAUGCCCAGGAGCGCACCUGGAAGAGCCUUUUGGUGGUGGGGUUAGAGCUGAGUGAGCAGUGCGGUCCCUGCUCCCCCGGUCCCUGCUCCCCAUGGGGGCAAUAUGGCCUGGUGCUGCAUUUCUGGACAGGAAUGGGAACGCAACCGCCUGGCCCUGGGGUGCUCCAGCGAGCUGAUGCUCUGCUGGUCACGUGCUGGUUUUAGCGUAAUACCAAAUCCCAGCAAAGAGCUUGGGUGUGGGAAUACGAAGGAGUUAUCCCUUACGUGAAUACUGAUGCCUGUGCCAGACUCAGGUCACCCCAGGACUGCGCAGGUGCUGAUCUUUAUCAGAGAGAUGGCAGCAGCGUGAGUGCAGCUGUACUGGGGGAAGUGGGUCAACUGGGCGCCUUCCUGCCCCCGAGUCAGCACUUGUGACUGCAGAACGCUGCUUCUUGGCCCCUUAAACACCUACACAAAUAGCUCAUGGUGCUGGAAGGCUCAAAUACCUAGCAUCUGCACUGGGAGCUGGUCAUGAAGCAGCUAGAAAAGGCACCCAGGUGUUCCUCUGGUUCUUUGAAGCAGCAGUUCUCUGCGGAAGGCUGACUUUAGGCAGCAGGGGCAGGCGGUGUGCCCUGGGGCAGCAGGUGCCUGGCCCCGCAAAUGGCUCAGCUUGCUGCGGGCACAGGCAGCUUCUUACUCAGGACAGGGUUUUGAACAGAGCAAAAAUCUACCUUUGGGCAGGAGGAAAAAAUAGAAACAAAACCAGACAUUUCUGUAGGUUGUAAAUUUUUAAUUUUUUUUAAUGAUGGCUGUUGGAAGUUGCUCAAAGGUUUGGGCUGUCACAGUCCCAGAAGAGAUGGCAGCGUACAAUGAGUUCGAUGUGCCAUGUGGCUGUGGCGUUUGUAGUCUGCAUUCUACCACAUAUAUAGUACACAUAGCAAUGUACGGAGUAGCAUGUGGAGGGGUGUGUGUCUAAUUAGUAGCUCCGAUUUCAUUUGGUCCUUUGCACUCCUUCACCCAUCAUGAGAUGUUAUCAUGUAUUCUUCACUAAAAUUCAAAGUUUUGCAUCUACUAGCUUCUCACUUAUUUUGUAAUAUGUGUGUAAUAUCUUUAUGUUUAAACACAAACAGCUUGGCUAUGGAAAUCAAUUAUGGAGGACAAAAUACAGUUGGGGACCACGUGUUAUGCAGUGCUAGUGGGCUUUGCUAGAAAUGUCUAUUUGUCUAUCCGGCUUCACAUAGCAAUAUUGGAGCACUAUUUAGAAAUCCAGAGUGCUAACAAGCUUUCUGCUUCUUUGUUCCUCAUCAUUGUAAUUAGGAAUAUUUUUAGCAUGUUUUUCAUCCUUGGGGUUUUUUUUCAUAGCUGACAUUAUAAAGCUGUACUUUUUCUAUACUAACUGGACAUUCUGUGAAUUGCACUUCCAUUGCACUGAAUAAAAUUCAGUUAUAGGCA
This is a messenger RNA of Falco peregrinus (peregrine falcon), 5627 nucleotides long. RefSeq names its product eukaryotic translation initiation factor 6 (gene EIF6). The transcript is spliced from 6 exons. The coding region runs from base 82 to 819 and encodes 245 amino acids. Gene Ontology annotation, cellular component: nucleolus; preribosome, large subunit precursor; cytosol. Gene Ontology annotation, molecular function: ribosomal large subunit binding. Lineage: Eukaryota; Metazoa; Chordata; Aves; Falconiformes; Falconidae. The record is from RefSeq and is a predicted model, not a curated record. Gene Ontology annotation, biological process: ribosomal subunit export from nucleus; maturation of LSU-rRNA; assembly of large subunit precursor of preribosome.